This is a messenger RNA of Coffea eugenioides, 2159 nucleotides long. Its product is annotated as probable WRKY transcription factor 4. Gene Ontology annotation, biological process: regulation of DNA-templated transcription. The transcript has 4 exons. The record is from RefSeq and is a predicted model, not a curated record. The coding region runs from base 148 to 1683 and encodes 511 amino acids. Lineage: Eukaryota; Viridiplantae; Streptophyta; Magnoliopsida; Gentianales; Rubiaceae. Gene Ontology annotation, molecular function: DNA-binding transcription factor activity; sequence-specific DNA binding.
UCUCCUCUUCUUUUUUUAUAUAGCACACCAGCUUCAACUUGUAGUAUAAUCUACACUCGUGUAGGUGCAGAUAGAACGCAAAGGGCUAGGCUUUAGCUUCUUCUUCAACUCAGGUGAAAUCCUUAAGAUUCAGCAAAAACAAAAAGUAUGGGUCAGACGGAGAUGGGGACCGAGACUGGUGGUGCUGCUGCCAGAGGACAGCGGCGGCCAACGAUUACAGUGCCACCUCGGGCUCCUUUUGAACCCCUUUUCACCAGUGGGUCUAUGCCCGGAUACAGCCCAGGUCCGAUGACCCUUUUGUCCAAUAUCUUUUCCCCUGAUUCCAAUUCCUGCUCGUUCUCUCAGCUGCUUGCCGGAGCCAUGGCUUCCCCUAUUGGAAAGCCCACUUUUUUUGCCACCGCCGGUGAUUAUUCUACUGAGAAUUAUGCCGCUAAAGACGUCAACUUUGGAGUUGGGAACGAUAAGGGGUCGGGGUAUAAACAAAAUAGGCCGAUGGGAUUGGUGGUGGCUCAGUCUCCUUUGUUUUUGGUCCCUCCUGCCCUCAGUCCUUCUGGCUUUCUCAACUCACCUGGUUUUCUUUCUCCGCUUCAGAGCCCAUUUGGAAUGUCCCACCAGCAGGCUCUAGCACAUGUUACAGCUCAGGCUGCGUUGUCCCAAUCAUUUGUUCAAAUUCAAGCUGAUUUUCAGCGUGCCUCAGGUAUAGCCUCUGCAGAAGCAGCAGAGCUUAAGCCAUCCUCUCUGCCUAGUGAAACCCUACAAGAAGAUGUGCACAGUAUACCGGCAGAACCUCAGACUCUGAAGAUGGUUCCAUUAGAAGCAUCUCAAUCUGAUAAAAAAACUGUUUCCUUUGCUCUUGAUAAACCAGCUAGUGAUGGUUACAACUGGAGGAAAUAUGGCCAGAAGCUGGUUAAAGCAAAAGAACAUCCUCGGAGCUACUACAAGUGCACGCAUCCUAAUUGUCCUGUCAAGAAGAAGGUUGAGCGGGCGAGUGAUGGUCAAGUAACUGAGAUUACAUAUAAAGGACAGCACAAUCAUGAAUUGCCUCAGCCCAAUACACGAGCAAAAGAUAAUUCUUGUCUGAAUGGGAUGAUGAGCUCGGAGGUGAACCCUGAAUCUGGUUCGCGAUGGCAGACUGAAGUUACACAUGAUGCUGCAACUUCUCACCCGAAUAAUUUAAAACAGAAGGCAUUCACUCAGUUAUCAUCUGAGCAAUUUCCUGUUGCCAGUGAACAGGAUGAGAGGGAAGACUCGGCAACAGUUAUAGAUGAGGAUAUUGAUGAUGAUGAUGAACCGAGUGCAAAGAGAAGGAGCACAGAGGUUGGGGCAGGUGUUCCAGCUCCAUUGCAUAAAACAGUCACAGAACCAAAAAUAGUUGUGCAGACAAGAAGUGAAGUUGAUCUUUUGGAUGAUGGAUACAAGUGGAGGAAAUACGGACAGAAAGUUGUCAAGGGAAACCCUCAUCCAAGGAGUUAUUACAGAUGUACAUUUGCGGGAUGUAACGUUCGCAAACAUGUUGAAAGGGCUUCAGCAGACCCUAAAGCCGUUAUAACUACAUACGAGGGCAAACAUAAUCAUGACAUUCCAGCAGGUAGAAACAGCGGCCAAAACAAUGUCAACACAAACACUAAGCUAAAACCGCGAAGGCCUGUAGCUAGAAAGUCUUCUGUAGAUAGAGAAGUGUGAUUAUGAAAGCAAAGAUUGGAUAACAGUUGUUUUGCCGCAGCUAAAGGAGGGAAAGAUUUGCAGCAUAAGCGGUAAUCCUGAAGUGUAUGUGCAAAUGGUAAAGGCACAGCUCUGUACAGCUUUGGUGUUAGCUUUUGCAACAGUUGAAUCAGUAGCAGCUGAAGGCAUAUGAAGUGACUUUUUUUUUUUUGUUCCCCCCGGGGGGGGGGGUUGCAUCCGAUAUUUCUGGUCACUCUUCAAUCUUCCACGUAAAUGUAUGGGAAUCAUACUUUUAUGUAACUUUUUUUCUUUUAAUUCUUUUGGGUGUAUGCAUGCCUCCUUGUGCUGAUGAAGUAAAUAAUGAAGGGAGGGAGGGGAUGAUCUUCGGUAGAGCUCCUCCAUAUAAAUCUCUAGGCCAUUCAAGUGCGUGUGUAUGUUCUAUGUGCAUUGUCACUUGUACCUUGCUCAACAAUUAUGUGCCAUUAGGCCUUUUUUUC